CGCCGCCGCCUUCCCGGAACCUUCCUCGCUCGCUCGCUUCGCUCCCCGCCUCCCGCCGCUCCCCUACAAAGCCAGCAGCUAAACCCCCCGCCUCCUCAUCCACUCCCCAACCCACCCACUCCGACGCCAUGGGCUCCUCCUACGACCCCUCCCCGUCCCCCGGCGCCGGCGCCGGCGCCGACGACCUCGCCUUCUACCUCUCCGACCUCGGCCCCGCCUCCCCCUCCGCCUACCUCGACCUCCCGCCCACCCCGCAGCACGAGAAACCUCAGCAGCAGCCGCAGCAGUACCCCCAGCCCAACGGCGGGGCCGCGGCGUCGCCGGAGGACAUGGUGCUCCCCUUCAUCUCCCGCAUGCUCAUGGAGGAGGACAUCGACGAUAAGUUCUUCUACGACUACCCCGACCACCCGGCGCUGCUCCAGGCGCAGCAGCCCUUCCUCGACAUCCUCUCCGACGACGCCUCCUCCUCGUCCCCGUCCGCCGCCCGCAGCGGCGCCACCCACCCCUCCACCUCCUCCUCCGACGCGGCCUCCGAUGCCGCCGCAGCCAACGUGCCCCUCACCCCCGCCGCCGUCGACUCCUACGCCCCGUUCAACGGCUUCGACCUCGACCCCGCCGCCUUCUUCAGCGCCGGGGCCAACUCCGACCUCAUGAGCUCCGCCUUCCUCAAGGGCAUGGAGGAGGCCAACAAGUUCCUCCCCAGCCAGGACAAGCUCGUCAUCGACCUCGACCCGCCCGACGACGCCAAGAGGUUCGUCCUCCCGGCCGAGAACAAGCUCGCGGCAUCCGGGUUCAACGGCGCUGCUCCCGCUGCCGCGGUGGCCGUGAAGGUGGAGGAGGCGGUCGUGGCGGCGCCUGAUACGGUGCCGGGCGGCGUCGGCGGCGUCGGGGGCCGCGGACGGAAGAACCGGUUCGACGGCGAGGAGGACGACCUGGAGAUGGACCGCCGGAGCAGCAAGCAGAGCGCGCUGCAGGGGGACGCCGACCAGGGGGACGUCUUCGACAAGUACAUGAUCACCUCCCACGAGAUGUGCGUCGAGCAGAUGGAGAAGCUGCGGAUCGCCAUGCAGGAGGAGGCUGCCAGGAAGGACGCGGCCGCGGGCGGUGGGAACGGCAAGGCUAAGGCCAAAGGAGGAGGGCGCCGCGGCGGGAGGGAGGUUGUGGACCUGCGCACGCUGCUCAUCCACUGCGCACAGGCAGUCGCCACCGACGACCGCCGCAGUGCCACCGAGCUGCUCAAGCAGAUCAAGCAGCAUGCCAGCCCGCAGGGGGACGCCACGCAGCGCCUUGCCCACUGCUUUGCCGAGGGCCUGCAGGCGCGGCUCGCCGGCACGGGUAGCAUGGUGUACCAGUCGCUGAUGGCCAAGCGCACGUCCGCGGUCGACAUACUCCAGGCAUACCAGCUGUACAUGGCUGCCAUCUGCUUCAAGAAGGUGGUAUUCAUCUUCUCAAACCAGACCAUCUACAAUGCAUCCCUGGGUAAGAAGAAGAUACAUAUCGUCGAUUAUGGGAUACAUUAUGGCUUCCAGUGGCCAUGCUUCCUGCGACAGAUAGCAUGCAGGGAGGGUGGGCCUCCGGAGGUGAGGAUUACUGGCAUUGAUCUUCCCCAGCCAGGAUUCCGCCCGACUCAGCGCAUUGAGGAGACCGGGCGCCGGCUCAGCAAGUAUGCCCAAGAGUUUGGUGUGCCAUUCAAGUACCAGGUGAUUGCAGCGUCCAAGAUGGAGACCAUCCGUGCUGAGGAUCUGAACCUUGACCCAGAGGAGGUGCUCAUUGUGAACUGCAUUUAUCAGUUUAAGAACUUGAUGGAUGAUAGUGUUUUGAUUGAAAGCCCAAGGGAUGUUGCGCUCAAUAACAUCAGGAAGAUGCGGCCUCAUGCAUUCAUCCAUGGAAUCGUGAAUGGCUCGUUCAGUGCUCCGUUCUUUGUGACGAGGUUCCGGGAGGCUCUGUUCUAUUACUCGGCCCUGUUUGAUGUGCUGGACACAACCACCCCAAGAGAUAGCAACCAGAGGAUGCUGAUUGAGCAAAACAUCUUUGGGAGGGCUGCCCUGAAUGUCAUUGCGUGCGAGGGUACAGAUCGUGUGGAGCGCCCAGAGACAUACAAGCAAUGGCAGGUGCGGAAUCAACGAGCAGGCCUGAAGCAGCUUCCGUUGAACCCUAAUAUCGUGCAGGUAGUGCGGGACAAGGUCAAGGAGUGCUACCACAAGGACUUUGUGAUUGAUAUAGAUCACCAUUGGCUCUUGCAGGGAUGGAAGGGCCGCAUCCUCUUUGCCAUCUCGACAUGGGUGGCAAAUGAUGAUGCUGGUUCUUAUUUUUAGCUGUUUUUUCAAUAUGUUGUCUACAAAUAUAGGUUUAGGUGUGUCAUCUAGAUAUAUCUAGUGACAGUGUGUUCUGUAUGGCCCAGUGAAUGGCCAUGGUUCCGUGGGUUCCUUGACUCGAGGUAUGCCUAAUCAGAAUUCAACAUGGACCUGUUCUUUCCAUGGGAGAUUGUUUUGCUGAUUCAUGUGAUUCACUGAGGAACAUGGUUAACAGAAGAUGUGAGGGAUCAGAAGCAGAAGGCAUGCAGAAAUCCAUGCUUUGAUGUAAUGUGAAAUAGAUGUUUAUUAUGCAGUCGUGUUUCUGCUUAGUGCUAUUUAGUAGAAUUUAGACUUAGGUCCUGCUCUGGAUCAUGUUGGCUGCAGUAUCACUUGCGAGUUGUGAUCAAUCCAGUCAGCUGAUUAGGUUGUAAUGGCAGUCCGGUGCUUGCUGCACUAGCAUUGUAUGAUAAAGCGCUGAAACUAGAUGUUCUGUUCAUUGGAGCUCUUUCCUGAUGGGCAUGUGCUACAUAUUCAUACAUGAUUCAUCUU
Messenger RNA from Panicum virgatum (switchgrass), 2843 nucleotides. Its product is annotated as scarecrow-like protein 34. Gene Ontology annotation, molecular function: DNA-binding transcription factor activity; sequence-specific DNA binding. Gene Ontology annotation, cellular component: nucleus. The transcript has a single exon. The coding region runs from base 129 to 2315 and encodes 728 amino acids. NCBI's taxonomy places the organism in Eukaryota, Viridiplantae, Streptophyta, Magnoliopsida, Poales, Poaceae. The record is from RefSeq and is a predicted model, not a curated record. Gene Ontology annotation, biological process: regulation of DNA-templated transcription.